GACGUCACCAGCAAGGCAGGCGUCAGCUUUGCGGAGAUAUUAAAUGUCUCUUUUUGGACUUGGUUUGGUCGUUUUCUCAACAUUUCUUUGAUCGGUGGCAGUAUAUUACAGCUAUUAAAGUGAUUCUAGACUUAUUUUUUUUUUAAAGAAAAAUAAUGUCCGCCUAUUUGGUCGUUCACCGCUGAGGAAGUGCUUCGUUGUGUUUGUGUCAGAAGACCCGUCAAACCAUGAACUACGUGGGCCAGCUGGCAGGUCAGGUCUUCGUCCAGGUGAAGGAGCUGUACAGAGGCCUCAAUCCGGCCACCCUGUCCGGCUGCAUUGAUGUUAUUGUGGUGCGACAGCCCGAUGGCUCCAUGCAGUGUUCGCCCUUCCACGUCCGCUUUGGCAAGAUGGGCGUCCUGCAGUCCAGAGAGAAAGUGGUGGACAUGGAGAUCAAUGGAGAGCCUGUGGAUUUACAUAUGAAGCUCGGGGAGAAUGGAGAGGCUUUCUUUGUUCAAGAAAUGGAAAAUGAUCAGGAAGUGAUUCCCUCCUACUUGGCGACCUCUCCCAUCCUGACGGAGAAUAUGGUUCUGAUGAGCUCGUCUCUGAUGGCCAAGAAUUCUGGGCCUCAGGUACAGACCUUGGGCUCCGCGGGGAGCGGUGGAGAGACUUGCGCGGUGGCGACGACGAUAAAGAAGAGAAGGAAGAGGAGGAGGAAAGCCAGGGCAGACACCCUGAAGAGGGAGGAGAGCGGCGACUAUUCGGAGGAUGAGGACAUGUUCACCAUUGACAUCAGCUCUGAUGAGGAGAUGGAGAUCAACAGGAUAUCGCACAGGGAUGUCUUAGAGGCCAGGCCGACCAGUGGUUCUUUCGAAUCAUCCGGCGUCUAUGCUCGCUCCGAUGGCGAGUGGAGUCCCAUCCAGAGUCCUGGAAGCUCCCGUCCCACCUCCCCUAAGAGUGACUCUGAGCUGGUGAUCAAGCCGUCCAGCACAGUCAGUCAGGAUGCAGCCAUGCACUGGGCGUGGGGCGAGCUGCCCCAGGCUGCUACACCGUCCUUUCUCUCAAUGAAAUCUAAGCCGCCGCCGCCACCAUCCCUGCCGCCUGCCUGUUCCAUGUCCAUCCCCGUAUCGGAGAGCACGCACUUCAGAGUGAUUACCCACGAGGACGCGCUGGCGAUGGAGACUCAACCCAUUACUGCAGAGCCUCAAGGGAGCCUGGCGUCCCGUAUGAUGUCAGAGAUGGAAGAGACAACAUCCCGUCCACCUGGAAAGACAGACUCACCAUCUAAGAAAAAAGACAAACGGAGUCGACAUCUUGGCGCUGAUGGAGUCUACCUGGAUGACAUCACAGAUCUGGAGCCUGAAGUGGCCGCCUUGUAUUUCCCAAAGAGUGAUGGAGGCGGGGCGUUGAGAAGCAUCUCAGAUACGGGCCUCCACAGCACCAGUCACUCGCCACAGUCGCACAGCUCGGGGGGUGACAGCGGAGUGGAUAGCUACAACGACCCCGUGACCGACUUGCCGUCCAUCGGCAUCUCGCUGUGCGGCGGCCUCAGCGACAACAAAGAGAUCACCAACGAGCAGUUCCACAAGAAGAUCAUCUCGUACCAGCAGUUUGUACAGAAUCCCUCCGUCAUCGACGACCCCAACCUGGUGGUGAAAAUUGGCUCCAAAUACUAUAAUUGGAACACUGCCGCACCCAUCAUGCUGGCGAUGCAAGCCUUUCAGAAGCCAUUACCAAAGGCAGCAGUGGAGACCAUCAUGAAGGAGAAGAUGCCCAAGAAAGGAGGGAGGUGGUGGUUCUCUUGGAGGGGCCGCAACAGCAACAGCAAAUCUGAUUCCGUCUCGGAAAGUGGAGCCUGUGGGUCACCUAAUGUUGGGACACUGGGCAGCAGCAGACUUAAAGAAGAGUCAUCCUCCAGUGAUGAAGAGCACAGGGCGGCCAAACACACUUUUACAAGCGUCCAAUCAGAGCCCUGCGUCACCACGGGAAACACGUCGUAUAAGAAAACGCUUCGCUUGACAUCCGAACAGCUGAUUUCACUCCAGCUGCAAGAUGGUCCUAACGACGUGGUGUUCAGUGUGACGACCCAGUACCAGGGAACAUGUCGCUGUCAGGGAACCGUCUACCUCUGGAACUGGGAUGACAAGAUUAUUAUUUCUGACAUUGACGGAACCAUCACCAGGUCGGACACACUGGGUCACAUCCUGCCCACCCUGGGUAAAGACUGGACCCACCAGGGCAUUGCACAGCUCUACCAUAAAGUCAGCCAGAACGGUUACAAGUUCCUGUACUGUUCAGCUCGCGCUAUCGGCAUGGCGGACAUGACGCGGGGGUACCUGCACUGGGUCAAUGAGAGGGGCACCAUGCUGCCUGUGGGGCCGGUGCUUCUGAGCCCCAGCAGCCUCUUUUCAGCCUUGCACAGGGAGGUCAUCGAGAAGAAGCCCGAGAAGUUCAAGGUGGAAUGUCUAAAUGAUAUCAAGAAUCUCUUCUACCCGAACUCACAGCCGUUCUACGCAGCGUUUGGCAACAGGCCAACGGACGUGUUCUCGUACAAGGAAGUCGGCGUGCCACUGAACCGGAUCUUCACGGUGAACCCCAAAGGAGAGCUGGUGCAGGAACACGCCAAGACCAACAUUUCAUCGUAUGUACGGCUGUGCGAGGUGGUGGACCACAUGUUCCCUCUAAAGAUGCGAGCCUCGUCCUUGGACUUUCCCUGCUCGGACACCUACAGCCACUUCACAUACUGGAGAGAGCAGCUUCCCCUGGUGGAGCGUCAGGGAACUACACCUCCACACACCUCCAUCCCCGGCAGCUGACAAUGAUGCAACAAAGAGCACUGUUCUCCGAACUAUGACUGUCUUAGUGGACGCACCAGUAAUAAUUUAUUCAGGGCAGCUUUAUUGAGCACAUUUGAAAUGAAGUGAGCCUUUAUUUUUAGUAGAGGAGCUAAACUUGGUGCCAAAUAUACAAUAUCCCUUUGUUAAGGAAAUACUAUAGGUAUGCAUAUGCAGGUAUAUAAGUGUGUAAUCAUCGAAUUUCAGGAGAUGGCAAAUGUAUGCAUAUGCAAGUACUAGAUGUGUGUAAUAAUUAAUAGAAAAAUAACAGGAUAAUGUGAAGCACACUUUUUAAUGUGACUAUUUAUGGUUAUGCACUAUGUUUUUGAAUGUAGCGUGGCAUCAAAUGCCUUUUCAUGUUCUUCGCAAUAUUUUUAAUAAGCUCACCUCAGUUGUAUUGCAAGGAGCCUUCAGCUGGUAUGUGACUGUUAGAAAAAAAGCAGCAUCCAUCAAUCAAAAACACAGUGCAGUGUUUCUAAAUGAAACAAAAUGAGCUUUUUUGUAUCAAAUGCUGCUAUCAUUAUAAUCUGCCAGAUGAUGUGUGUAUUUGGUAUAUAUAUAUAUAUAUAUAUAUAUAUGCUUAAAAAUGUGUGUAUUCUUUCUGCGAAAGAGUUGAAUUUACUGAAAUUGUUUUCAUAUAUUUGACUGAAUAUUACAGUUUCUAGUUUAGACCAAAUAGCGUUAUCCAAGUCAAAUAAAGUGUCUCACUGAACAA
This is a messenger RNA of Nerophis ophidion (straightnose pipefish), 3528 nucleotides long. RefSeq names its product lipin 1b (gene lpin1b). Gene Ontology annotation, cellular component: mitochondrial outer membrane; nucleus. Gene Ontology annotation, molecular function: phosphatidate phosphatase activity; transcription coactivator activity. Gene Ontology annotation, biological process: fatty acid catabolic process; cellular response to insulin stimulus; triglyceride biosynthetic process. The coding region runs from base 228 to 2795 and encodes 855 amino acids. NCBI's taxonomy places the organism in Eukaryota, Metazoa, Chordata, Actinopteri, Syngnathiformes, Syngnathidae. The record is from RefSeq and is a predicted model, not a curated record. The transcript is spliced from 20 exons.